CUCUCCCAGGCUCCCACCCGACUCCUCCUUCCCUCUCUCUCCUCCUCCUCUUUCGGCGCAAGCCGACCAACGGCGACCACCUCAGCAGUCACCCGCGAUCCCACGCCCCCCACCUGACACGCCCGCGUCCGCGCGGCUCCCCGUGCCCCGAGGCCGCGCGAAUUCCCCGCCCUGCCCCUGCCGCCCGCCACCCCCAGGGGGGCACGCCAGUAAUUUCCCGCCGCCACCGCGUGCCGUCGGGUCUCCGGACCCCGGUGGGCUAUCGCCUCGCCUCCUCGCCCGGCUGCGCUACGACGCUGCUCUGGCCGCCCGCGCCUCUCCCCCCCUCGGUCCCCACCCACCCCGUCUCCGAACCCAAAACCCACCGGCCUCGCUUUCGCCGGUAACCCGGUCAAACGCAUCCAACGGCGGGCGGCACGUCUCCGAUCCGGUCACCACGAUGCCAGUGCCAGCCCCCGCCCGCCGGUCAGGCCAGGUCGCCCCACCGCGUCGUCACGUGCGACGCGCGUGCCGUGCCGUGCCGGCCUCGGCCGGCGCCCCACCCCUCCCUCGCCGUGUCCUUUUAUUCCACCCGCCUCGCCCUCACCGCACCUCCCCCCAAUUCACGCCACCACCACGACUUCCGUGCUCGUCGUCUCCCCGGGCUAGGGUUCGGUGCGAGAUCUGAUUCCGGGCGCCGCCGGAGGAGGGGAUGGAGGUGAGGGAGAUGGCGAUGGCCGCGGCGGCGGCGGCGGCGGCGGCGGGCGGAGGAGGGGGCAAGCUGCCGCCGCCCAACCCCAACCUGCCCUACAGGGAGGACUGCUGGAGCGACGGCGAGACGGCCGCGCUCGUCUCCGCCUGGGGCAGCCGCUACGUCGAGCUCAACCGCGGCAACCUGCGCCAGAAGCAGUGGCAGGAGGUGGCCGACGCCGUCAACUCGCGCCGGGGAGCCUCCGCGCGCCGCCGCCCGCCGCGCACCGACGUGCAGUGCAAGAACCGCGUCGACACCCUCAAGAAGAAGUACAAGGCCGAGCGAGCCCGCAACGCGCCGUCCGGCUGGUCCUUCUUCCAUGAGCUCGACCGCCUCGUCGGCCCCACCCUCAGCGCCUCCGCCUCGAAGAGGCCCCCUUCGUCGUCGCCGGCUACUCAAUUCGCCAUGCCCAUGCCCUUGCAUCCCCCGGCCGUGAGGAACCACGCAUCGCCUUCACCAUCCCCGCCUCCGCCUAUGGCUUUGCCGCUGCCCAACUACCACCACCGUAGGUCUCCGCUUCCUGCUGCUGCUCUGAUCCAGAAGGAAGCUGCAGCUGCAGCCGCACCUGUGUCUGAUUCGGAGGACUCUGAUGAUGUGGGUGGUAACAAUAAUCACAAUUCACAGCGGUCGCCGUCGCACUCGGUGUCAUCACUCUCUGGCAAUAACAAGAAGCGCAGCAGAGAUGAGGCUGGCAGUGGUGGUGACAAAGGUUGCAAGGAGCUAGCAAGGGCGAUCGAGGCUUUUGCGGAGAUGUACGAGCGUGUGGAGAGUGCUAAGCAAAAGCAUGCAUUGCAGAUGGAGCGGCAGCGAAUCGAAUUCCUGAAGCAGCUAGAGGUGAAGCGCAUGGAGAAUUUCGUCGAGGCCCAUGUGAAGCUUGCUAGGGCAAAGCGCCCUAAGAAGACUAAAGUGGGUACAACUGAUGGUGCUGGUGCAAUGGAGUUGGUUGCCACUGUUGCUUCGCUGCCUUUUGUCUCCACCUCCACCCUCCUCUGAUGUUGGGGGAAGCGUUCAGAUCAUGGGAUGGCGUUCUCUGCAGUGAAGGGCCCCUUGGUAGCGAACAAUAUUGUCGUUGGGGUAUUAUUUAGUCCGAGCAGUUCUUCUGAGGUUCAUUCAGUUUGUAAUUUAGUAUAUGAAGGUUAAUUGAGGACUAGAAAUUCUUAGUGUAAAGCUAUGUUGGCGGUGUUUUUCCCGGCUCUUUACCUGAUUGUUUAAUUGACGAUGUAGCUCAGAGUGUCUGACCUUGUCUCCAAAAAUAUGGUGAAUGAAAAUGGUGUCGAAGUCAUUUCCUAUUCACGUCUGGAACUGGAAACAUGCCAUUCGUAGCAAAUUGUAAUUAUUUGUUUUGCUGUU
Molecule: messenger RNA, 2080 nt
Organism: Setaria italica (foxtail millet)
Lineage: Eukaryota; Viridiplantae; Streptophyta; Magnoliopsida; Poales; Poaceae
Product: trihelix transcription factor ASIL2
Exons: 2
Coding region: 692-1723 (343 amino acids)
Cellular component (GO): nucleus
Molecular function (GO): transcription cis-regulatory region binding
Source: RefSeq, a predicted model, not a curated record